This is a messenger RNA of Puccinia graminis f. sp. tritici CRL 75-36-700-3, 465 nucleotides long. RefSeq names its product 40S ribosomal protein S22. Gene Ontology annotation, molecular function: structural constituent of ribosome. The record is from RefSeq and is a predicted model, not a curated record. Gene Ontology annotation, cellular component: ribosome; cytosolic small ribosomal subunit. Gene Ontology annotation, biological process: translation. Lineage: Eukaryota; Fungi; Basidiomycota; Pucciniomycetes; Pucciniales; Pucciniaceae. The transcript is spliced from 4 exons. The coding region runs from base 1 to 390 and encodes 129 amino acids.
AUGCGUGUGUCGGUUCUGAACGAUUGCCUAAACAACAUCCUCAACGCUGAAAGGCGAGGAAAGCGCCAGGUCCUUAUCCGACCCAGCUCAAAAGUUAUCAUCCGCUUCUUGACUGUCAUGCAAAAACAUGGCUACAUUGAUGAAUUCGAAUACAUCGAUGACCACCGAUCUGGAAAGAUCGUCGUCCAACUGAAUGGUCGUAUCAACAAGUGCGGUGUCGUUUCCCCCCGAUUCAACGUCCCUCUCGACCAAAUCGAAAACUGGGUCGACCGACUCAUGCCUGCCCGUUCCUUCGGAAUCAUCAUCCUGACGACCUCGGCCGGUAUCAUGGACCACGAAGAGGCCCGUCGGAAGCACGUCGCUGGCAAGAUCCUUGGAUACGUCUUUUAGAUUACCGGAGCUCUCCCAGACUACCACUCCAUGCUUGCACAUUCGACAUCCCGUAAAAGGUUCUCCCCGACCAGC